AUUUGUGUACUGUGACGAGAGAAGGAAAAUUAUGGAAAAUGAAUUAUAUCGGAGUGAAGUUGAAUGUAAAAGAGAGUCUGAAGAAAUUGAUUUUUCUGGAGAGGAGAAGAAUGAAAAGGGCAAAGCAUCGUAUGAUUGUGAUAUCUGUGGUAAAUCAUUUUCUGAAACUGGUAACUUAACUAAGCACAAGCGUAUUCAUACAGGAGAUAAGCCAUAUCAUUGCGACAUCUGUGGUAAAUCAUUUUCUGUAAAUGGUAGCUUAACUCAGCACAAGCAUGUUCAUACAGGAAAAAAGCCAUAUCACUGUGAUAUCUGUGGUAAAUCAUUUUCUCAAAAAAUUAGUUUCACUGACCACAAACGUAUUCAUACUGGGGAAAAACCAUAUCAUUGUGAUAUCUGUGGUAAAUCAUUUUCUGUAAAUG
Octopus sinensis (East Asian common octopus) is the source of this 422-nucleotide messenger RNA. RefSeq names its product zinc finger protein 22-like. Gene Ontology annotation, biological process: regulation of transcription by RNA polymerase II. Gene Ontology annotation, molecular function: DNA-binding transcription factor activity, RNA polymerase II-specific; RNA polymerase II cis-regulatory region sequence-specific DNA binding. The transcript has 3 exons. The record is from RefSeq and is a predicted model, not a curated record. The annotation marks the transcript as partial. NCBI's taxonomy places the organism in Eukaryota, Metazoa, Mollusca, Cephalopoda, Octopoda, Octopodidae.